CAAUUUCUUAGGGACCUACCUUUACAGGAAGUAAGUCGCAUACGGCGCGUUGUGGUUGUGUACAUGCGUAACUGUUCAACGGCAGUAAGAGCUGAAAUGAAAAUAAAGUCGUCAUUAUAGCUGCUCGAGAUGGCCACGAUGGAGAAAGAAACCCCCUCUAAAAAAGCUGCAGCGCCUUCUGUGUCUCAGAUUAAUGCAGAAUAUGUCACACAGUUGGCUAAUAAGUAUUGGGCUCCCCAUGCAAAGAAUAAACUACCCUUUGACCCUAAGGUGAUGGAAGAUAUUUACGAAAAAGAGAUUCUCAAGUCCAAAUUUGCCAUCAGAAAAAUUAUGCUCCUUGAGUUCAGCCAGUAUCUUGAGAACUACCUGUGGGUGAACUACACUGCAGAGGUAUCCAGCAAUGCCUACCUCAUGUCCAUUUGUUGCAUCGUCAACGAGAAGUUCAGAGAGAAUGUCCCAGCUUGGGAGGUGUUCAAAAAGGAGCCAAGCCAUUUCCCAUUCUUCUUUAAAUGUGUGAUGGAAGCUGUAUUGGCAGGCGACGAGGCUGGCCUCACUCUGAAGGAGCAGACUGUGCUGCUGGUCUUCCUGGACCACUGUUUCAACAGUCUGGAGGUAGAUUUGAUCAGAGAGCAGGUGCAGCAGCUCAUCUCCCUGCCUAUGUGGAUGUGCCUCCUACCAUCCAGACUCCAACACGAGCUUAAGAAAGUCCCAAAGCUGCAGAAAUUCUGGAAUCUAAUCAAGAAGAAAUUUGAUAAGAUGGAUGCUGACGCAGCUGAGCAGGCAAAUAAAGAGAGGACCUUCCUCUCGGCUCUCAUUAAAAAGUUUCUUGGGGUGCUCACGUCAAUUCCGCCAUCAGGACCUGUAUGCAUGGACAAAGUACAUUACUGUGAGAGAUUCAUUGAACUCAUGAUAGAUUUGGAGGCCCUGCUGCCUACCAGACGUUGGUUCAAUACCGUGUUGGAUGACUCUCACUUGGUGGUCAGAUGCCACCUGUCCAGCCUCACUGAGAGAGAAAAGGAGGGCCAUCUCUUCUGCCAGUUGCUGGACAUGCUGAAGUUCUACACAGGCUUUGAGAUCAAUGACCAGACAGGAAACGCACUGACGGGGAAAGAGAUGACCACUCUGCACUAUGACAGAAUCACCUCCCUGCAGAGGGCAGCUUUUGCUCAUUUCCCAGAGUUGCAAGACUUUGCUCUGUCCAGCGUAGCAGCAGUGGACACUCGCGAAUCCUUGACCAAACACUUUGGCCACCUCAGUCCCAAUACGCUCCACCAGGUGGCCUCAUAUCUGUGCCUGCUGCCAGAGCUACCUGAAGGGCAAGACACCACCUAUGAGAAAGAGGUUCUCCUUGAGCUGCUGGUGUCCCGUCAUGAGCGCAGAAUCUCUCAGAUUGAGCAACUUAACCAGAUGCCGCUUUAUCCAACAGAGAAGAUCAUCUGGGAUGAAAACAUCGUCCCGACAGAGUACUACUCAGGCGAAGGCUGUCUAGCACUACCUAAGCUGAAUCUACAGUUCCUGACCCUCCAUGACUACCUGUUGAGGAACUUUAACCUCUUUCGUCUAGAGUCCACCUAUGAGAUCAGACAGGACAUAGAGGAUGUGGUGUGGCGUAUGAAACCAUGGCAAUCAGAGUAUGGCGGAGUGGUGUUUGGGGGCUGGGCCAGGAUGGCACAGACGAUCACUUCUUUUUCCAUAGUAGAGGUUGCCAAGCCCAACAUUGGAGAGAGCUGGCCUGCCCGUGUGCGAGCUGAUGUCACUGUUAACCUCAAUGUACAAGAUCAUAUCAAGCAUGAGUGGGAAGGGCUGCGGAAGCAUGACGUUUGCUUUCUGAUCACGGUGCGACCCAACCUGCCCUACGGCACGCGCUUCGACCGUCGGCAGCCCUUUGUGGAGCAGACUGGCCUGGUGUACGUGAGAGGCUGCGAGGUGCAGGGUAUGCUGGAUGACAAGGGACGUGUCAUUGAAGAAGGACCUGACCCAAAGCCUAAGCUCCGAGGAGAUGCCAGAACAUUCCGUGUGUGGCUGGACCCGAACCAGUAUCAACAGGACAUGACCAGCAGUAUUCAGAGUGGCACUGAAGACCCAUAUGAGACUUUCAACAUUAUCAUGAGACGCAAACCCAAGGAGAAUAAUUUCAAGGCAGUGCUAGAGACCAUCAGAAACCUGAUGAACACCGAGUGUGUUGUGCCAGACUGGCUUCACGACAUUAUCCUAGGCUAUGGCGAUCCAGGCAGUGCACACUACUCGAAAAUGCCUAACCAGAUCUCCACAUUGGACUUCAAUGACACCUUUCUGUCCCUGGACCAUUUACGUUCGUGUUUCCCUGGCUACACCAUAAAAGUCACAGAAGAGAACCCUGAGCUUCAGGUCUCCCCUUUCAGAAUCACGUUUCCCAUCUCAAAUAAAACUGACAAAGGAAAGAAGAGAAAGGCUGAUGAAGAAGUGGAAGACAAAGAGGAAGACAUGACAUUGACCGUUGAGCCCUAUGUUACACUCAACCGUGGCCCAUAUCCCUACAACCAGCCCAAACGGAACACAAUUCAGUUCACCCCUACUCAGAUUGAAGCCAUUCGAGCCGGGAUGCAGCCAGGACUCACUAUGGUUGUUGGACCACCAGGUACCGGAAAGACAGAUGUUGCUGUUCAGAUCAUCUCAAACCUCUAUCACAACUUUCCUGAGCAGAGGACCCUCAUAGUCACACACUCAAACCAGGCUCUGAACCAGCUGUUUGAAAAGAUCAUGGCUCUAGACAUUGAUGAGCGCCACCUCCUGCGUCUGGGCCACGGAGAAGAGGAGUUGGAGACUGAGAAGGACUUCAGCAGAUAUGGCAGGGUAAACUAUGUCCUAGCCAGAAGACUGGAGCUCCUCAGAGAGGUGGGGAGGUUACAGGAGAGUUUGGAUGUCCCAGGAGAUGUUUCUUACACCUGUGAGACUGCUGGACACUUCUACCUCUACCAGGUGAUAUCUCGCUGGGAAGAGUACAUGAGUAAAGUCAGGCCUAAACAGGGCAAGAAAGUGGAGGUGCAAGAUGUGGCAGCACACUUUCCCUUCCACAAGUACUUCUCCAAUGCCCCGCAGCCUGUGUUCAAGGGCCGGUCAUAUGAAGAGGACAUGGACAUCGCAGAGGGCUGCUACCGCCACAUCAAGAAAAUAUUUACCCAGCUGGAGGAGUUUAGGGCCUUUGAGCUGCUGAGGAGUGGACUGGACCGCUCCAAGUACCUGCUAGUGAAGGAAGCCAAAAUCAUUGCCAUGACCUGUACACAUGCUGCGCUGAAACGCCAUGACCUGGUGGAGCUGGGAUUUAAGUAUGACAACAUACUGAUGGAAGAAGCUGCUCAGAUUCUGGAGAUCGAGACCUUCAUUCCCCUCUUGUUACAGAACCCCGAGGAUGGCUACAGCAGGCUGAAGCGUUGGAUCAUGAUUGGAGACCACCACCAGUUGCCUCCAGUUAUCAAGAACAUGGCCUUUCAGAAGUACUCCAACAUGGAGCAGUCUCUCUUCACCCGAUUUGUACGCCUGGGAGUGCCGACCAUAGAUCUGGAUGCACAGGGCCGUGCACGUGCAAGUCUGUGUAACUUGUACAACUGGCGUUACAAACACCUGGGGAACCUGCCUCAUGUCCAGCAACUGCCUGAGUUCCAGGUGCCCAACCCUGGCCUGACCUUUGACUUCCAGCUUAUUAACGUAGAGGACUUCAAUGGGGUGGGAGAAUCUGAGCCCAACCCUUACUUCUACCAGAACCUGGCGGAGGCGGAGUAUUCUGUGGCCUUAUACAUGUACAUGCGUCUGUUGGGCUAUCCUGCUGACCGCAUCAGCAUCCUCACCACCUACAAUGGACAAAAACACCUGAUCAGAGAUGUCAUCAACCAACGGUGUGCUGGCAACCCCUUCUUUAGUCAGCCUAACAAG
Molecule: messenger RNA, 3909 nt
Organism: Micropterus salmoides (largemouth bass)
Lineage: Eukaryota; Metazoa; Chordata; Actinopteri; Centrarchiformes; Centrarchidae
Gene: aqr
Product: aquarius intron-binding spliceosomal factor
Biological process (GO): mRNA splicing, via spliceosome
Cellular component (GO): catalytic step 2 spliceosome
Molecular function (GO): helicase activity; mRNA binding
Source: RefSeq, a predicted model, not a curated record